This is a messenger RNA of Synchiropus splendidus (mandarinfish), 3535 nucleotides long. RefSeq names its product doublecortin-like kinase 2a (gene dclk2a). Gene Ontology annotation, cellular component: microtubule cytoskeleton. The transcript is spliced from 17 exons. Gene Ontology annotation, molecular function: protein kinase activity; ATP binding. The record is from RefSeq and is a predicted model, not a curated record. The coding region runs from base 289 to 2733 and encodes 814 amino acids. Gene Ontology annotation, biological process: intracellular signal transduction; protein phosphorylation. Lineage: Eukaryota; Metazoa; Chordata; Actinopteri; Syngnathiformes; Callionymidae.
GCGCAGGACGCCCUCCCUCGUCCAUCGAUCUGACACUUCCACUGAGCGACCAGUUGGGAAGAAGAUGUGACGAGGGGCGGUGGACCGUCAAGUUUAGGGAGGAUUAAAGUUUCUCCGGGUCACUCGGCUCCAAGUCAUGCUUGCCUGGGACUGUUUUCCGUCCUUCUCCAGCGCUUGGCGCCAGCUCUAACUGCGAGUUCGCCGGCGGAGCGGCGUCACGCACGUGCCUGAGCCCCCGUUCCUCGCCCGGGAGGAGAGCGUCCUCUCCGGCUGCUCUGUCGCUGCAACAUGUCGCUCAGCAGGAGCAUCGAGUUCGAGCACUUUGAGGAGCGCGAGAAGCCGCCCCGAACACCCCGGAGCCACCACUCCGGCGCCAGGGGCCACGGCUUGGUUCCGAGUCCGGCUCACAGCGCGCACUGCAGCUUCUACCGCGCGCGCACCCUGCAGGCGCUCACGUCCGGGAGGAAAGCCAGGAAAGUCCGCUUCUAUCGCAACGGCGACAAGUACUUCAAAGGUCUGGUGUACGCCGUGUCCAGCGACCGGUUCCGGUCCUUCGAUGCCUUGCUCAUGGAGCUCACCCGCUCCCUGUCGGACAACGUCAACCUGCCGCAAGGCGUCCGGACCUUGUUUACCGUGGAUGGAGGGAGGAAGAUCACCUGCCUGGAUGAGCUGGUGGAAGGUGAGAGUUACGUGUGUGCCUCCAACGAGCCCUUCCGUCGAGUGGACUACACCAAAAACGUCAACCCCAACUGGUCGGUGGGAAGCAAGAGCGGCUCCUCUCGCUCGCUCCCCUCGCUCUUACCCCCCAAGAACGAGGUCCAGCGCGAGUCCAAGGACUUCAUCAAGCCCAAACUUGUCACGGUGAUCCGCAGCGGCGUCAAACCUCGAAAGGCGGUCCGGAUUCUUCUCAACAAGAAGACGGCUCACUCGUUUGAGCAGGUUCUGACGGACAUCACCGCUGCCAUCAAGUUGGACUCCGGCGCCGUGCGGAGACUGUACACUCUGGAGGGCAAGCAGAUCACCUGCCUGCAGGACUUUUUCGGGGAUGAUGAUGUGUUCAUCGCCUGCGGCCCGGAGAAGCACCGCUAUGCUCAGGACGACUUUGUGUUGGAUCAGAGUGGUAAGGCUUCCACAGCCUUUGUGACUGAGUGCCGAGUGCUGAAGGCCUCGUACAGCCGCUCCACGACGCCACACCGGACCUGCAAGAGUCCUGGACCUGUGCGUCGCAGCAAGUCGCCUGCCGCAGCCAAGCGGCCUGCUCACUUCUCCACCAGUCACUCCUCGCUCAAAUCCCCCGUCAAUGGGGUGGGUCAGCUCUCAGCGUCCAGGUCCACCAAGUCCUCCACUCCUUCACCCACCAGCCCCCGACUGAUCCCCAACAUCAAGAUCCCGCCGGCGAAUCACGUCACUUCCCCGACCCUCAACGGCUCAGCCAGCGACAGGCAGCAGAAGAGCGAUGGUCGGGCGCCGGAGGUGAACGGAAACCUCCACCACGCCAGCAUCGUGCAGAAAUACAGGGUCGGGAAGGUCAUCGGAGACGGCAACUUCGCCGUGGUGAAGGAGUGCGUGGAGAGCUCCACUGGAAAGGAGUUCGCACUGAAAAUCAUCGACAAGGCCAAGUGCCGAGGAAAGGAGCACCUGAUCGAGAGCGAAGUGUCGGUGCUGCGGAGGCUCAAGCACCCCAACAUCAUCCUGCUGGUGGAGGAGGUGGACACGCCCACCCAGCUCUACCUGGUGAUGGAGCUGGUGAAGGGAGGCGAUCUGUUCGACGCCAUCACCACCUGCAGCCAGUACACGGAGAGGGACGCCAGCGUCAUGGUGCGCAACCUGGCGGCGGCGCUGCACUACCUGCACGCCAUGAACGUGGUCCACAGAGACAUCAAACCGGAGAACCUGCUGGUUUAUGAAAACCCGAACGGCACCAAGUCUCUGAAGCUCGGGGACUUCGGUCUGGCCACAGUCGUCGACGGACCCCUCUUCACCGUGUGUGGAACCCCCACCUAUGUGGCACCCGAGAUCAUCUCAGAAACCGGCUACGGCCUGAAGGUGGACGUCUGGGCUGCCGGGGUCAUCACCUACAUCCUGCUGUGUGGCUUCCCUCCCUUCCGAAGUGAGAGCAACCAGCAGGAGGAGCUGUUCAAGCAGAUUCUCCUGGGCCAGCUGGACUACCCCAGUCCUUACUGGGACAACAUCAGCGAGUCGUCCAAGGAGCUGAUCGGGAAGAUGCUGCAGGUGGACGCUGAGGCCCGUCUCACUGCGGAGGAGGUCCUGGCUCACGCCUGGGUCCAGGACGACACGGAGGCGCAGAGCAGCGUGAAGGACGAGGCGUCGGCCGAACUGAAGUCUCCUGGGUCACCGGAGCACAGCACUGCUGCGAGCGAGCCGCUGGUCACGAACCUCCCGGACGUGCAGCUCCCUCCUCCGCUGUUGUGCACCGGCCACAGUGACCCGUCGCCCAGCGAGAGCCCCCCUCCUCCCCCUGCUGGUCCCUCCCCAGAGGACCCGACUCCCCCCUCCUCUGCCCCCCUCUCUCCUCCCACCAAGCUCGUGGUCUUCCUCCCCUGCUCUUCCCCACAGGAGCCGGACUCCCCUUCUCCUCCCCCGGCUCUCUUCCCCUCCCCUCCAUCCACCCCCACCAGAUCCAGCCCCCCGCCCUCCCCCCCCGGCCCCUCCUCCCCCGCCCUCUCUCUCCCAGCUGACACCGUGUUCUCCAUGGGACUUCUGGAGAUCUGAACUUUGGCGCCCUCUGGCGCCCGAGUGUCGUCCCACUGUACAUGUUUGUAGCUGCUGAUUUUAGGGCCUCAGACGAGACGAUCUUAUUUAUUGCCGAACGACUUUCACAAUGGCAUGAAUUCAUCAGGAAGGGCUGCGAGUUUCUCACCUCUGGAUGUGAAAUACGUCUCUGAAUCCUCAUUCUGUCCCUUUUUCACCUCCGUCUGUGAAGACUUGAGGCAGCUCCACCCUCUCGAGUCUCGCCCUCUGGCUCAGCUCUUCGUGACAGAAUUUUCCUGCGACCCGAACACGCAUGUUUGACAAGCAAGACUCCAGUUUCCACUCGCGUCAGCUCCCGCCUCUGCUCUCUCUCAUCUCUUGUAUAUGGAGUUAGAUUCCGUCUUGCCUGCUCAGUCUCCCCCAGAACUUUUUUUAGGGUUAGAAUAGCUGCUUUCACACCUGUGUAAAAAGAUGCAAUAAAACUUUCAAACAUGGGUUCCUCAUGCUGUUAUGACAAAUCUUGGUCAAUGUGUCUGGCUGUCAUUUAUUAUGAAUCUCAAGACUUGAAAUACAAACACUAUGAAAAAUGAAAAUGACAAACUAGCAUUUUUAAGGCAUUCUCCUGAGUCACACUUGACACCUGGGAUCUACGGCCCUUCCUCUUCUUCUGCCGCACCUUUCUCCUCUCGUCCUCAGUUUCACACGAAAAACUACUUCUUGAUCGAAUGAAAACAACCGUUUGAAAAUCCAAAUGAGAUCAAUGGAUCAUAAAACUCCACUUUAUUGUCAGAACUCACAGAAAACACUCCAAAAUAAUCUGAAA